This is a messenger RNA of Aspergillus versicolor CBS 583.65, 1944 nucleotides long. Its product is annotated as Zn(II)2Cys6 transcription factor. Gene Ontology annotation, biological process: DNA-templated transcription. Gene Ontology annotation, molecular function: zinc ion binding; DNA binding. The record is from RefSeq and is a predicted model, not a curated record. NCBI's taxonomy places the organism in Eukaryota, Fungi, Ascomycota, Eurotiomycetes, Eurotiales, Aspergillaceae. Bases 1 to 1944 code for a protein of 647 amino acids. The transcript has 4 exons.
AUGAGCAGGCACGAAAUCUACAAAUGUUGGAGUGAUUCCGGCAAAUCUCGGCGAAUUGCGGCGUAUCAAAAUUACGCCCAGGAACGAGUGGAGAGGGGAAUCACCUUCCUCAUGGAUCUAGAGUCAUCUCACCGUAUGGCCUGGAUGGAGCUAAGUGCUAGCCUCAACAUCAAGCCCUUCCUGAUGGCCCCGUCUUCGCUGUCGGGCGAGUGUGGAUUCUGUCGGUCCAACAACAUCUGUUGCAACGAGGACAAACCUGGGUGUCUCACAUGCCGCGCCUGGGGCAUUAAAUGUCCUUUAAUUGAAAGAUAUAGAGACUCCAGUGGAGAUGAAUUGACGGUGGGGAAUUAUGAUGGUGAUAGCCCGCCAUUUAGCGAACGAUCAACUGCUGUCCACUAUAUGCAACCGCUGGACAAUCUGAUAUCCGCUGCUCACGACCUUCUGGGUACUUCCACCUCAUAUACGCUCCCCAGCACGCUCCCACAGUAUAUAAAAAAGCCUGACCAUGAUAUAUCGCUGGAAGACGUCCAGUAUCUUGACGAAAACGGAGUUUUCACUUUCCCCGACGAAGAACUACGCAAUGAGCUGCUCACGACAUUCGUGAUUAAUGUGUAUCCCUAUAUGCCGUUAUUAGACCUGGAAGAGUUUCUCCAGGCAAUUGCCAUCAACAAUGGAAGUUCGCCUCUGAGCCUCCUUCUAUUCCAUGCCGUUAUGUUCGCAAGCGCUACAUUCAUCAAGCCACACCAUCUCUAUCGUGCUGGCUACUCGUCACAGAAGGAGCCUAGAAGGGAAUUCUUCCUAAAAGCAACUAUCGCCUAUGACCUUGGUCUCGAGACCGACCCGAUAGUCAUCAUCCAGUCUGCGCUACUUCUGACUUACUGGCACGAAACGCCUGACAGCCCUAGAGAUUUCCAUUACUGGCUUGAAACGGCCUUCUCUCUGGCAACGUCUAUUGGACUCCCGGACCUUGCUGAAGCGGAGCCAUCUAGGGAGCUCAACCGUCUCGGGCGUCGUCUCUGGUGGUGCCUCUACACGCGAGACCGCCUCAAUGCAAUGAAUCUUCGGCGAAACACCAUCAUCCCUGAAGAGAGCUAUACUACCACCUUGCCCACGCUGGAUGAUUUCACGAUCGGCGUAUUUCCGGCAGCUAUCACCCGAAUGCUUGACAGCUGCGAUGUUCUCCGCAGCCCCUACCACCAAGCCCAGCUAGCUGCUAUAUUUAUCGAAAAGGCCCGCCUUUCCACCAUUAUUUCACGGAUAAUUACUCCAGAUCCCGACGCAGCCACCAUCUCGCGCUGCACCGACCUCCUUCAAGCCUGGCGAGCCGAUCUCCCCUACUAUAUUGAACACGAGUCCCUACCACCAACAUCAACUCUCUCCGAUAUCGAGAAGCCGAUCUUUACAUAUAGAGCCUGGCUGAAUCUUGUCUUUCUAAACGCCUUGAGCGCUGUUUACAAGCAUAAAGGAGACCGGUGUGGAUCACAUCCUACGGAGGCCUUCUCAUCCGAAACUACGCGACAAGACACUUCCGACAGACAGAUCCAACCAGCGAUCCAGUCCAUCGCCGCCAUCGUGGAGGAGUUGUAUCGCGUCGACGUGAUACACUACUUAGGCACCACAACAGUUGGACUACUUCUACCUGUAUUGGCAACGCAGAUGUUCUAUAUCAGGUCCGGCCAAGGCCCAGAUACCUGGAUUGCAGGGUUUCAGUCAUUCUAUGAUUGUAUGAAGGUGCUCCGGAAACUCGGUGAGGUGUACUUUCUUGCUGAGUCGAUGGCGGCGUUCUUUGAGUCUGCUGUGUGUGGGGACCAGUUUGAUACCCCAGAGUAUUUCGAUGGAGAUGGGGGCUUGAAGACAGCGCCGCCGCCACUGUUGGAGGAGGUGUUGACGAGUACGGAGUUGGAAUGUUUCCUGCGUGUAAUAGGUGAGAAAUGUGAGAAAUAG